Cajanus cajan (pigeon pea) is the source of this 1595-nucleotide messenger RNA. RefSeq names its product peroxidase P7. Gene Ontology annotation, molecular function: heme binding; peroxidase activity. Gene Ontology annotation, biological process: response to oxidative stress; hydrogen peroxide catabolic process. Lineage: Eukaryota; Viridiplantae; Streptophyta; Magnoliopsida; Fabales; Fabaceae. The record is from RefSeq and is a predicted model, not a curated record.
UUUGAAAGUUGGUACAAUUAAUUUCUUUUUUCACAUUUCUCUCUCUUUAAUAAUAUAUCUCAAUCACUUCCUUGUUGUGUCUGCAUAUGCACCGAAACCCUAUAUAUUGCACACCCUCUUGCAUUGGCUUCUUCAUCUUCUCAACACAACACAAAUCACUACUUAGAUAAAUGGCCCUCUCAUUACGUAUCCACUUCUUUGUUGCACUUUCUCUCCUUGCUUGCUCUACCAAUGCACAACUUUCUACCGACUUCUAUGAUAAAACUUGUCCUAACCUUCAAAGCAUUGUGAGAAAUGCAAUGGAAAAAGCUAUCAAUGGAGAAGCUCGCCUUGGAGCCUCUAUACUUCGAUUGUUCUUCCACGAUUGUUUCGUGAAUGGUUGCGAUGCAUCAAUCUUAUUGGAUGACACUGGCACCUUCGUCGGUGAGAAAAAUGCAGUGCCUAACCAAAAUUCAGCGAGGGGUUUCGAAGUGAUUGAUACCAUUAAAACCAUCGUUGAAUCUGCUUGCAAUGGCACUGUCUCUUGUGCAGAUAUUCUUGCACUUGCAGCAAGAGAUGGGGUAGUUCUGCUUGGAGGGCCCUCAUGGGCAGUACCUCUAGGUAGAAGAGAUGCAAGAACAGCAAGCCAGAGUGCAGCCAACAACGAAAUCCCUUCUCCAUUCUCUGACCUUCCCACACUCACUUCCAUGUUCGCCGCCAAAGGCCUAAGCGCACGUGACCUCACCGUGCUCUCCGGCGGCCACACCAUAGGGCAAGCCCAAUGCCAGUUCUUCAGAACUCGCAUAUAUAACAAUAACAAUAACAACAACAACAAUAACAAUAUUGAUGCCGACUUUGCGGCAUCAAGAAGGGCCAUUUGCCCUCCCUUUGGUGGGGACUCCAAUUUGUCCCCUAUGGAAUCCCUCACUCCAAAUCACUUCGACAACUACUACUACUCAGAGAUUGUGGCUAACCGUGGCCUUCUCGACUCGGAUCAAGUGCUUCUUAGUGACCCUUUGGUCACGACUUAUAGUACCAAUAAUGCUGCUUUUUUCACUGACUUUGCUGAUGCUAUGGUUAAGAUGAGCAACAUCAGUCCUCUCACUGGGACUAGUGGAGAAAUCAGAAAAAAUUGCAGGCUUGUCAAUUGAUCGAUCAUGCAUGCAUGCACGUUCUUUUUCAUUUUCUCUUUAAUUAUUGUCACUUUUUUUUUUCUCUGUUCGCAUGUGGGGCUAAUAACAGGGGGAUGUUAGCAUUCGAAUAAAUGGUUUAUGAGAUAUUUUUGAAUGGAAAGAAGCACGUUGAUUUAGUUAGUGUUAUUCUUCCAUCAAAAUUAGAAUUUUAUCUUAGUAACAUGUGUUAAUAUGCAAUGAAAAUAUUUUUGUGCAUAUUACGUACUAAGGUAAAAUUUUAAUCCUCAUAAACGAACAAUAACAACAAUAUAUAUUUAUGAUAUUGCAUGUAAUAAAGUUUUGUCUCUUUUGAAUUUAUGUGAGGCAUAAAUUACAAGGUCUAGGUCGUAAAGUAUGACUAGAUCUUGGACAUAUUGGCAAUUGUAAUGUUGUUAGUGACUUUUUCCUUUGUUAAUUUGAAUGGUUCAAGUUGGAUUCAAAUUC